Messenger RNA from Austrofundulus limnaeus, 437 nucleotides. RefSeq names its product vomeronasal type-2 receptor 1. Gene Ontology annotation, biological process: G protein-coupled receptor signaling pathway. Gene Ontology annotation, cellular component: plasma membrane. The transcript has 2 exons. The annotation marks the transcript as partial. Gene Ontology annotation, molecular function: G protein-coupled receptor activity. The record is from RefSeq and is a predicted model, not a curated record. Lineage: Eukaryota; Metazoa; Chordata; Actinopteri; Cyprinodontiformes; Rivulidae.
UGGUGCUGUUCACUCUGACUCAGAUUAUGGAAAUUAUGGCAUGGCUUCUUUUCUUGCAGCAGCACAGAAUGAAGGGAUCUGUGUGGAGUACUCUGAAGCCUUUUUUUGGACUGACUCUCAUAGCAAGAUCCAGAGAGUGGCUGAUGUUAUCCGCAGAUCAACAGCAAUGGUUAUCGUGGCAUUCACAGAUACUACAGAAUUGAGGCUCCUGUUACAAGAGCUGGCUCGAGACCCUCCAUCACCUCGUCAGUGGAUAGGAAGUGAGGGCUGGAUCACUGACCCACAGCUGAUGAGCUUCAGUUUCUGUGCAGGAGCCAUUGGAGUUGCCAUUCAGCAGUUUCUUAUUCCAGGGCUAAGCGAUUUUCUGUUGGAUCUUUCUCCCACUGAAGUAGCAGAUUCCUCAGUGCUGACUGAGUUCUGGGAGGAGGCUUUCAACU